This is a messenger RNA of Vigna unguiculata (cowpea), 2182 nucleotides long. RefSeq names its product (+)-neomenthol dehydrogenase-like. Gene Ontology annotation, cellular component: membrane. Gene Ontology annotation, molecular function: oxidoreductase activity, acting on the CH-OH group of donors, NAD or NADP as acceptor. The record is from RefSeq and is a predicted model, not a curated record. Lineage: Eukaryota; Viridiplantae; Streptophyta; Magnoliopsida; Fabales; Fabaceae.
CCAGAUGUGUCCUAUCCAGAAGUAGUAGAAAACUUUGACAUAAAAGAACAGAGCAGGUGAACUUACCUCUUAAAAAGUGGUGUUAAAUUUCAAAAAGCUCACAAAGAUUUGUUGCAUCAACAAUGGCAGCAGCAACAACAAGGUAUGCAGUUGUCACAGGAGCAAACAAAGGGAUAGGAUUUGGGAUUUGCAAACAAUUGGUUUCUAAUGGUGUCACUGUGGUGCUAACGGCAAGGGAUGAGAAAAGGGGUAUUGAAGCUGUUGAAAAACUGAAAGAGUUUGGUGUGUCUGACCAAGUGCUGUUUCAUCAGCUUGAUGUGACCGACCCUAAAAGCAUUGAAUCCCUUGCAAAUUUCAUCAAAACCCAUCUUGGGAAACUUGAUAUCUUGGUGAAUAAUGCAGGAAUAAGUGGAACUAAUGUUGACCAUGAUGCUUUAGCUGCUGCACGGGAAAAAGCUGACAGUGUCGAUUGGAGAAAAUUCGCAUAUGAAAAUUAUGAAUCUACAGAAGCAUGCAUUAGAACAAAUUACUAUGGAGCCAAAUUAAUGUGUGAAGCAUUUAUUCCCCUUCUAGAAUUGUCAGACUCACCAAGGAUUGUCAAUGUUUCCUCCACCAUGGGGAAGUUGGAGAGAAUACCAAAUGAAUGGGCUAGAGGAGUCCUAAGUGAUGUUGAAAGCUUAACAGAAGAAAAAGUGGAUGAAGUUCUGAAAAAGUUUCUAAAUGAUUUUAAAGAGGGUUCAUUAGAAACCAAUGGGUGGCCACCUGGGCUUUCUGCAUAUAUAGUCUCAAAAGCUUCUUUAACUGCCUACACAAGGGUUCUUGCCAAGAAGCACCCAUCUUUCUGCAUCAAUGCUGUUUGCCCUGGUUUUGUGAAAACUGAUCUCAACUUCAAUAUUGGUUAUCUUGGUGUUGAUGAAGGUGCUGAAAGUGUUGUAAGGUUGGCUCUGCUACCUAAUGGAGCUCCUUCUGGUCUCUUCUUUUAUCGAAGUGAAGUUGCAUCAACAGAGCAGGUAAACUUUCCUGUUAAAAACUGGUGUAAAAUUUCAAAAUGCUCACAAAGAUUUUUUGCAUCAACAAUGGCAGCAUCAACAACAAGGUACGCAGUUGUCACAGGAGCAAACAAAGGAAUAGGAUUUGUGAUUUGCAAGCAAUUGGUUUCUAAUGGUGUCACUGUGGUGUUAACUGCAAGGGAUGAGAAAAGGGGUAUUGAAGCUGUUGAAAAACUGAAAGAGUUUGGUGUGUCUGACCAAGUGCUGUUUCAUCAGCUUGAUGUGACUGACCCUAAAAGCAUUGAAUCCCUUGCAAAUUUCAUCAAAACCCAGUUUGGGAAACUUGAUAUCUUGGUGAAUAAUGCAGGAAUAAGAGGAACUACUGUUGACCAUGAUGCUUUAGCUGCUGCUCGGGAAAAAGUUGAGAGUGUUGAUUGGAGAAAAUUCUCAUAUGAAACUUACGAAGCUACAGAAGCUAGCAUUGGAACAAAUUACUAUGGAGUAAAAUUAAUGUGUGAAGCAUUUAUUCCCCUUCUAGAAUUGUCAGACUCACCAAGAAUUGUUAAUGUUUCCUCCACCUUGGGGAAGUUGGAGAACAUACCAAAUGAAUGGGCUAGAGGAGUUCUAAGUGAUGUUGAAAGCUUAACAGAAGAAAAAGUGGAUGAAGUUGUGAAAAAGUUUCUGAAUGAUUUUAAAGAGGGUUCAUUAGAAACCAAUGGGUGGCCAAGGCCUUCUGCAUAUAUAGUCUCAAAAGCUGCUUUGACUGCCUACACAAGGGCUCUUGCCAAGAAGCACCCAUCUUUCUGCAUCAAUGCUGUUUGCCCUGGCUUUGUGAAAACAGAUCUCAACUUCAAUAGUGGCUAUCUUGGUGUUGAUGAAGGUGCUGAAAGUGUUGUAAGGUUGGUUCUGCUACCUAAUGGAGGCCCUUCUGGUCUCUUCUUUUCUCAAAGUGAAGUUGCAUCAGUCUGAUAUAAGGUCUGUUGUGUACUUGAAGAGAAUGAAUAAAUAACAAGCUAUGUGUCUCAAAUAUGUAUCUUGCACAACAAGAAAAUAAGGCACAUAUCCACCCAUCAUUGCUGAGAACAACCUUAAGGUGAAUUGCAGAUAUUACAGGAUUAUGUUGCCAAUAGUGGCUAACUACAGACAUUAAUAAUUUGAGAAAUUUAAUUGAGACACAGUUUAUUGUUUGUUAA